This is a messenger RNA of Mucor velutinosus, 1464 nucleotides long. RefSeq lists its product as uncharacterized. Gene Ontology annotation, molecular function: transmembrane transporter activity. Bases 1 to 1464 code for a protein of 487 amino acids. Gene Ontology annotation, cellular component: membrane. NCBI's taxonomy places the organism in Eukaryota, Fungi, Mucoromycota, Mucoromycetes, Mucorales, Mucoraceae. The record is from RefSeq and is a predicted model, not a curated record. Gene Ontology annotation, biological process: transmembrane transport. The transcript has 3 exons.
AUGUCUAGUUCAGAUACAGCAUCGGUCCAUAGCAGUAUUAGAAGUGAAGAAAAUGCUACUGCAAUCCCUAUUCAAUCAGACGUCUACGUUGAUACUGUGGUUGAAAAGCGUUUACUGAGAAAGCUUGAUCUUCGUUUGAUCAGUUUCGCCUUCUUCUCGUACUUUACCAGUAAUCUUGUCCGUAACAAUAUGCAAAAUGCUUAUACCAAUGGUAUGGAUGUCGAUGUUGGUAUCGAUUCUGAAGCCUACAACUGGUGUGUUACCUUUUUCUUCAUCGGCUAUAUCAUUCCUCAAAUCCCUACAAAUAUGUUUGUCGCUCGUCUUUUGCCCAAAUACUUCUUGCCUAGUGCUGAAAUCAUCUGGGGUGUCAUCACUUGCUGUAUUGCUGUGGUCAAGACUCCAAAUGCAGUUUGGGGCUUGAGGUUUAUUCUCGGCAUGGCUCAAGCUACGUUCGUCCCAUCCAUGGUCUUCAUUAUUGGUUCCUGGUACACUAACAGCGAACUUGCUACCCGUACUGCUAUCUUUAUGGCUGGUAAUCAAAUGUCUGGUGCUAUUGGUGGUAUCAUUGCUGCUGGUGUCAACAAUAACUUGAAUGGUGCUGCUGGUAAGGCCAGUUGGCAAUGGCUCUUCAUUAUCGAGGGUUUGAUGUCUAUUUUUGUUGGUCUCGUUGGCUACUAUCUUUUGCCAAAUUACCCUCACAACACCAACUGGGUCAAGGGCGAAGAAAAGGAUUGCGCUAUUGCUCGAUUAGAACGUCAGGGCAAGCAACUCAAGUCUCAAAAGUACACCUGGGACACCUUCUUGAAUGUACUAGCUACUCCCUACGCCUACCUCUUGACAUUGGAUUUUAUCUGUAUCAACAUUGGCAACCAAAUCCCCCUCAACUUCUCUAUCAUUAUGAAGAAAAUGGGCUAUGACGCCAACCUUGCAAAUUAUUUGGUCUCUCCCAUCUAUGGUUUAGGUGCAAUUACCAUUGUAAUCAUCGGUUGGAUAUCUGACAAGUAUAGUGAACGUGCUUGGAUCAUCAUUAUCGUGCAAAUCUGGGUGGCUGUCUGGUAUCUCGUAUUGUUUGUUGUGAACCAUGCUGCUACGCCAUUCUGGCUCUUGAUGCUCAGCUCUUUCGCUAUCAUCAACAACAUUUCCAUGUUCCCGCUUGUAUUUUCAUUCAUCAAUGAAAUUUUCGCUCUGGAUGCCAACACCCGUGCUCUAGCCAUUGCCUGUAUCAAUUGUAUUGGCAAUCUUGUGCCAAACUUUAUUUCUGUUGGCAUAUGGAAGGUAACUGACUCGCCUGACUUCUUUCUCGGCAAAUUGGUUACAUUCAUUCUUUCAGUCUGCUCAGUCAUUAUCACGUUCAUUUGUUGGUGGUGCCUUAAACACAAUAUCAACCUUCCCCGUGUCAGAGACAAGAAGGAGGAGCUCGAAUUCCCUGAAAUGGACGACGAUGCCAACGAAAAGAAGGCCUAA